This is a messenger RNA of Ramularia collo-cygni, 1815 nucleotides long. RefSeq lists its product as uncharacterized. The transcript has 2 exons. NCBI's taxonomy places the organism in Eukaryota, Fungi, Ascomycota, Dothideomycetes, Mycosphaerellales, Mycosphaerellaceae. The record is from RefSeq and is a predicted model, not a curated record. The coding region runs from base 1 to 1815 and encodes 604 amino acids.
AUGGCUCCCCAAGAAAAAACCAUUCCAAGUGCGAUAUACACGCCCCUGAAUGCAGCCGAACAGGAAAUCCGCUUGAUAACCAUUGCUCCAUCCUCGCUGGAUUCCGCAGUACGAGUAACCCUACGAACCGUUCCUCAUGCAUUGGUCAAAGGGAAAUAUCACUGUUUGAGCUAUGCUUGGGGCAACAAUGACGAUCCCAUGCCAAUCAUGAUCAAUGGACAUCGGAGUCUAGUCCGCUGCAACUUGUAUUCGCUGAUCCGUAGACUGCGAGCCUCGAAGAGAGCCACUGAUAUUUGGAUCGAUGCUCUCUGCAUUAAUCAGGAUGAUAAAGAGGAGAAGGCGAGCCAGGUGUACAUCAUGCAAGCUAUAUACUCAGAGGCAGCUGGAGUCCUCAUCGGUCUCGACGAUAGCCGAUCGCAGAUUAUGGCGGAUAUUCCGGGUCAACAUGCACUGGCGGCAGCCACUCUCCAGGGACUAGCCGAUGGCUCUCAUCUCAAUGAUCUGGCUUACUUCGCGGCCCAACCCCGUUCCAACAAGGCCUUUCGAGAAGUCUCCAGCAGCUUCGGACAGAUUCUCGAUUCAAGAUGGUUCGGCAGGACUUGGGUCGUGCAAGAGACAUGUCUCGCAAAGAAAGCCAUCUUACUCUUCCCAUCGGGAGAACUAGACUGGGAAGUCUUCGAGAAAGCCUUUGUGAAAUGGAAUCAACAUUCCAGAGAAUGCUGCCAGAAAUUCACAAACACGCUGAGUGAUGAUUUGGUCGACGCCUGCAAUCGCAUGUAUCUCCAUGUCAAAUGUAUCGCUUACACACGCAAUGGUCUCAAAAGCGACCAGCAACACAUUACGGAACCGAUGCUCAACUAUCAACAUCUAGAACUAUCGGAUCAUCGAGAUAAAAUAUAUGCUUUUCGGGGAUUACAUACAGAACUCACCCUACCUCUCCCAGAACCAGAUUAUGGAUCCAACGAGAAAACUUUCAUGGAUUUCGUACUCUGGUAUUUGGAAGAUAAACAGUCACUCCUCAUCCUUGGCUUCGAUAUGUGUUUUGGAGAAGUCGCAAAUUUGCAUCUCCCGAGUUGGGUGCCUACAUGGCCUACAUUCACCGCCGAGCAAGGAAUUGAGAGGGGCAAUCUCGCAAAAGCUAGGGGCAAGUUUCUUGAUUGUUAUAACGCUGCCGCGGGUCUGAAGAUGGCCUAUCGAUGGAAUGAUUCACAACGCAAUCAUCUACAACUGAAUGGUUUCAAAAUCAACGACAAAAUCAUCGCCGUAUCCGAGAACCACUUCUCCGGAAACGAGAAAUUCCCCGACCGACUCGAGUUGAUGAAAACCUGGUAUCAAUUCACAUACGAAGAAGAACUAUCCUCCUUCCAAAACCUCCCAACAGAAUUCUGCAUAACAAUCCUAGCCGGUAUUAUCCUCAACGACCCCAAGACCGGAGGAAAACCCCAUCCCCUCCACGAUGAAAACGACCUAACAAUCUCCGAAUUAAAAUCCACUUUCACAGGGAUGGAACGUCAAGGUUCUCAAUUUCGAUGUACAGCCUCCCAGAAAAUUUUGAUACAUUCUCAGAAUGUUGCGCUUUUAGACCGCGUUAUGUUUCGCACUGAAGAGGGGCGUAUGGGGAUUGGACCGAGCGGUGUGAAGCCCGGGGAUGAGAUUUUUGUUUUGGGAGGGGGGAGUGCUCCGUUCGUUUUGAGGAGGGUGGAUGAUGCGGAUUUUUUGGGAUAUCGACUUGUGGGGCAUGCGUAUGUGCAUGGGAUUAUGAAUGGGGAGGUUGUGGUGCAUCAUGGUGGUGGACAGUGGGUUGACUUGGUCUAA